This is a messenger RNA of Rhopalosiphum padi (bird cherry-oat aphid), 4227 nucleotides long. RefSeq lists its product as uncharacterized. The transcript is spliced from 14 exons. The coding region runs from base 330 to 3176 and encodes 948 amino acids. The record is from RefSeq and is a predicted model, not a curated record. Lineage: Eukaryota; Metazoa; Arthropoda; Insecta; Hemiptera; Aphididae.
UCUAAAUAUUGUUUUAAGCGCAGCUUGAAAAUCACUGUGGCAUAGAGUAAAUAAUAAUUACUGAUAUCGUCAAAGAUAAUAUCGUUUGAUAACUGAUAACAUUAUUAUAUUUUUUAUGUUAAUUCUUAGAGUAAUAAAAAGAGUAAUUACUUACAGUAAUUUGUAUUUUAUUGUUAAAAAGAAUAUAUAAUUUUAUUAUUAUUAUAUAUUAUUUGUAGUGACUACUAUUAUAGAACUACAGUCUAUAGUGCAUUAGUGUUACUAUACUACUGUAGUACAACUAUUGGAGUACUAAUUUUAGAGUGUAUAUUAUAGUUCAUAUCAUUGCCAUGGAAAAUCGUUGUUGUGUUUUGGGAUGUUUGAAGACUUCUGAUGAUGGAGUUAAAUUACACGAGUUCCCAUUCGAUAACCAGUUGUUACUGCCCAUUUGGAUAAUGGCAACAAACCGUUCAGAGUGGUUACCAAUUGCAAAAAGUAGAAUAUGUGACAAGCACUUUAGUAUUGAUGAUUAUGAAGCUGGAGAUAAGAGCAAUAUGCUUAAACCAAAUGCUUGCCCCAUGAUCAAUACAAACAAUAGUGUUGUAGAUACUAAGCCAUUGACAGAUUCUGAAUAUGAAGAAUUUUCAUCUACAAGUGAUUUCAACUGUUCCGAUAUUGAUUCUGAUGAUUUACCAGAUACACCAAAUACUAGCGAUCUGAAAUUCAGUGACGAUGAUUCAAUUCUAAGUACAUCAUCUUGUAGUAAUUAUAGUAAUUCAAAUGAAGCUACAGGAUUUGAUGACGAUUUUCUAUCAUCUCUUUCCGAUACUGAAUUUGAACCAGAUAAUAUAGAUGUUGAAGAAUCAAUGCUAGAAUUGGACUCUGUGUCAUUAUCUUCAUCUAUAACAAGUUUUGUAGAUACAAAUCAGCCUAUAGACCAUGUAUGUGCGGUUGUAUUAUGUAAUCAAAAUGCAAGAAACCAGUUUGAUAGAUUGUUUUUCAUCAACUUUCCAAUUGAUAAUAAAGCACUUUGUGAAACCUGGUGGAAAAUUUGUGGGCGCAAAGACAAAUUUGAUCCUCUGUCAAAAAUAUGCUCAAUCCAUUUUGAUCCUGAUGAUUUUACAUCUAUAACUAUUAGACGAGAAGGUCAGCUUUUUAGACAAACUAUUAUGAAGAAUAAUAAUACUGUACCAACUCUUUAUCUACAAUCACAUGAGUAUUUAAAAUUUACGAGAAAACGAAAAAGAAGUGUUAAUGAUAGUUCUACAGGUAUACAAAAUAAUUCAACAGAAAAUGAAUUCUGCAUUAUUCAAGGCUGUGAUAAGACAUUUGUAAAAGAUGGAAAAAAGACAUUAUUUUUUAAAUUUCCAUUGGAAAAUAAAACAAUGCUCAAAAAAUGGAUAAAUAGCAUUGGAUUACCUAAUUUUCAACCAACAGUUACAGAUCGAGUUUGUUCUGAUCAUUUUGAAAAUAAUGAUGUUUUAAAAAUUAAUGAUGUUUAUAGUCUGAAUAAUGAUUCUAUUCCAUCAAUUAAGCCACAAAAUUCAUUUGUAUUACGUUUUGAAGAUGAUUAUGAUAAAAAAUAUAGAUCCUCAGGUAGUAAAAGAAAUAUUGAUUUUGUUUUCAAUAAUUUAGAAUUUAGUAAAUUAGAAGAAAACACUUUGAUAGUUAAAGAUAUUACUAAAGAAAAAAAAAAUAAAAGUAAAUUGUUAAAUUCAUUGGAAAAUAAAUUGGAUGUUCAAGAACUAAAAAAUAAUGAAAAAAUCUUUAAUACAUCUGCAACCCAAUCUAGUUCAACUAAAAUAAAUGACAAUAAAGAAACUUUUAAUAAAUCCAAUUAUGGAGAUGUCAUAGAUAUUUUGGAUAAUAUUAAUAACAAACAAGGAACACUGUCUAAACAUAAAAAUGUAGAGAGUUCAAUAGACACAAGUAUAAAACCAUAUGAAGAAGAAAUCACUAAAGAAAAAAAAAAAAAUAAUGAAAAUUCAACCAAAGUUGACUUGGAGUAUGUUUAUAUGGAUGUAUUAAACUAUAAAAAUAUGAUGGAAGAACAACCAACUAUUUAUACAAACAAUAGUGUAAAAGUGUUGACAGAUGAAUGUAAUCAGACUAAAUUGGUAUAUACACCAAACAUUAAUAAUUUGAAAAAAGUAUCUACUGAUGUUUCAAAUAUCACUUCUAUAUCAAAAAAUAAAUGCAAUUCAAAGGUAGUUAAGAAAUCACAUAAAGAAUCAAUUACAAAAAUUAUUUCUGACGAACAAAAUAUGAUUCCAAAAUCAAGAAAUAAUGGAAACGACUGUGAUUAUAUUUACUUAGACAUGUUGGAUGGAGAUGAUGCUAAAAAUGUCUUGUCAUUUGAAAAAAGAAGCAUUUCAAAGAAUUCAAAAACAAAAAUUUUAAAACUUUUAGAAAAAAAUCAUACUGAUGGAAUUCCAGAAUCUAUAAUUUAUAAUAAAGAUCUAAUAGAAUGUUAUGGUGAAAUGCUUCCACCUUAUUGCGACCAGGAUUGUCAGUUAAUAUGUUAUUAUUCUAUACCUGGUCCUGAACGAAGACAAAUCUAUAAAGAAUUUCAGAUGUUGCAUAAUGCAACUGAACAGAAUUGUAAAAUAACUCAAUUAGUUCAACUACGUAUGACUAAAAAGAGAGAUGAUACUUUUGAAAGCUGUCCAACAUACCAUUUUGUCAGAAAUAAGGAAUCUAUAAAAGUGUGCAGAACUUUUUUUAUGAACACAUUAGGUAUUUCUGAACAUCGUCUCGAUGCCAUUUUGAAACCAAUUAAUUACAGUUGGUAUUCUGAUAGAGAUACUGCGUUGAAAGCCAAUCAACCAAAACAAGUAAAUGUAAUUAAUGAACCAGUUGUUAUGACAGAUUUUAUGAAAGAAUCUUCAAUACCAUUGGACAAAGACUACAAUUUAUAUGAACCUGAGAGUGACUCAGAAGUUAGUCUAGAAAAUGUUCCUUUUAAAGAAUAUGAAAAUGUAUUCCUGUACAUGAAAGGUAUUCCUAGGGUUUUGAGUUCAUAUCGAAUGCCUGGAACAUUAAAAAAACAUUUCUUUGAAACCAGUAUUUGUUUGGAAUAUAUGUACAAAACAUAUUCUGAAAAUUUUAUUAGGAACAAGACUCCACCACCUUAUACAAAACGUCAGUUUAAAAAAAUUUAUAACCAGUACAUGAAGACAUUUUUAAAAAUGGUUUAAAUCCAUUAUAUUUUAUUGUUAGCCAUAGACUUGAAAAUAGAAUUAUAUUGAUACUUUCAGAUAUUAUUUUAUGAAAAAUUAUGAAUAUUACAUCUAUAAAAUCCUAUUUUUGAAAAAUAACCUUACUAUUAUUAUUAUUUUUUUUUUACUAUAUAAGUUAUUAUUUACUGUUAAGUGUCUCAAUAGAUCUCUUAUUGUCUAAUUAUUAAUGAAUAUUAAUCAAAUACAAAAACAAAAAAGAAUACAUUUAAAAAUAUCUGUUAAUAAUAUAAUUUUUAUUAAUAUAGUUGAUUAAGAGAUCAUUGUAACCUGCAUGUGUUGUCUUCUUAUUAGUGCAUUAAAAAUAUUAUGUUUUGAAUAAUCGAUUUUACUUGGUUAAUUUUAAAAUUAGAUUGAAUUAAUCUAUUAAAAAACUCAAGUCAAGAAUAUUAUCCAGGGCUACACAAAAGUUACAAUAAUCAAAUGCACACAACUUGCUUUAAAAUUAAAGUAUCUAUAGACAACCUACAUGUGAUGCCAAAAAUAAUAGUAUUGUUUUUAACUUAGUUAUAAAUUAAUUAACUUUAUUAUUAAAAUUAAUUAAGUUAAAAGGAUUAUUCUAAAUUUCUAAGCCUAAAAUUUACAAUACUGUGCAUUUGUAAAAUAGAAACAACACAAAUACUUUAUAAUAUUUAUUUACUUUAUUUAAUGCUCAACACAAAAAUGAAAAUGUUAAUUAGUAACCAAAAAAAUGUUCAGAUCUUAUCAGUGGCGUAGCCAGGGGGAGGCCUGAAAUAUUAAGAAAAUUUAAAAAUUAUUUUAAUUUUUAAUGGUCUAUACAAAUCGCAACAAAAAUCAUAGAUUGUAUUUUACAAAAAUUGAUCAGCCCUCCUGAAAAAAAAUCCUGGCUACGCUAGUGGAUCUUAUUUUUUAAUUAUAUAGGUAUGUGACGUUUUUCAAAUUAAAAAUAUAAUUAUUGCUUAAAUAUAAUUUUUAUAAUCUAUUACCAUAAGUAAAUAUUUGGUGUAUUUCUGCAUUAAUAACAAUUAUAUGCAUAUAAUUAAAAAGAUGA